Recurvomyces mirabilis is the source of this 783-nucleotide messenger RNA. RefSeq lists its product as uncharacterized. The transcript is spliced from 2 exons. Bases 1 to 783 code for a protein of 260 amino acids. The record is from RefSeq and is a predicted model, not a curated record. Lineage: Eukaryota; Fungi; Ascomycota; Dothideomycetes; Mycosphaerellales; Teratosphaeriaceae.
AUGUCUCAAGAGCAAGGCUACAAUUACAUGAACAGCGGCAGUCAGCAUUACAUCGAUCCGAAUGGCGUGCCCUUGUCGAACGCACUCGAAUGCUCAUGCACAUGUGCCAACACCCAAACACCGAACAUCACCGCCUACCUCUACACCCUGCCAUCUUUCACCUGCUUCCAAUGGCAACUCAACUGCUUAUCAAACGGCACGGAUAUCAGUUCACCACUCUUCAACGCAUGUCGAUCGGUGCAAUGUGGAACGCUCGACGCGGCGGUCGCAACAACGACUAUCUUCCCGACUUCACCUCCGGCUCUUGGUAGCAGUACACUGCAGAAUCCGCAGCAGCUCAAUCCUAACGCCAGAGCAGGACUGGGUGCAGGAUUGGGAGUCGCUGCGCUGUUCUCUCUGACCGCCAUCGUAUUGAUGUGGUUCUGGCAUCGACGCCCUGCCGCUUUAGCCACCCCUAGCAGAAACGAUAGUAGUUUGGAGACCCAGGUCAACACGCGGCCAAUGUCCGCGCCUGCAGAGAUCCAGAUGCGACGAGCCAGCGUCAAUGGUUUGGACCUGACGACGGUGAAGAAGCCUUUUGUCGCGGCAGCAGACGUGAUUGAUAGUCCUGGUGGUUCACCGCCCAGGCCAUCCUUUGGACAUGGCAAUGGCAAUGGGAAUGUGAAUGGUAGGGGCAGUGAUGUAAGCAGAGAUGGGAGACCAAUGUCGCACAGGAAAGGCGACGUGAGGAAAUUGGAGGCGAGGGAGAGUAGGAUGGUGGCACAGAGCACAGAGGAGCUGUAG